Diaporthe citri is the source of this 1854-nucleotide messenger RNA. RefSeq lists its product as uncharacterized. The record is from RefSeq and is a predicted model, not a curated record. The transcript is spliced from 5 exons. Bases 1 to 1854 code for a protein of 617 amino acids. Gene Ontology annotation, molecular function: beta-glucosidase activity. Gene Ontology annotation, biological process: glucan catabolic process. NCBI's taxonomy places the organism in Eukaryota, Fungi, Ascomycota, Sordariomycetes, Diaporthales, Diaporthaceae.
AUGAAGGUCUCCAACGGGCUCAGUGCUCUUUCACUCGUUUCUGGUGGACUGGCAGCAUCCACCAACUCAUCCUCAUCUGACGUCGCAGCCUUGCUGGCGAACGGAGAUCUCGACCUCGGAAUCACGGCAGAAGCCUACGAGAAGGCCGUUGCCUUCGUCUCGACCCUCACCAAUGCUCAAAAUGUCUCCAUCAUCACCGGCACCGACAUCUCCGACUCAAACGUGACAUGGACGGCCUACACCUCAGCCGACGGGGGCUCCGGCCUUAUAGCAGAGCAGUUCAAGGCCAUCGGAGAGGAGUUCUAUGGGAUGGGCUACAGCCUCGUCGACGGCCCCGUAGCAAGCCCGGCAGGACGCGUCCCCGAAGGUGGCCGCAACGCAGAGGGCUUCUCCUUCGACGCGUACCUGAGCGGGAUAGCCAUGGGCCAGGCCGUGACGGGCAUGAACUCGGCGGGUGUGAUCACGGCGGGGCGUCACUUCCUCUUCAACGAGCAGGAGACGAACCGCAUGACAGGCGAGCGGUACUCGUCCAACGUCGACGAGAAGACCGCGCAGGAGGUCUACCUCUGGCCCUUCGCCGACGGGGUCAAGGCGGGCAUGACGGCCGUCAUGUGCGCCAUGAACCGCGCCAACGGAAGCAUGACCCAGGCCCGCCUCGACGACAUGGCCAUCCGCAUCGGCCAUCUGGCGACGGCGGGUGGAUCUGGCCAGGCAUCAUUCCCAUACCUGAUCACGCCGCAGAUGGCGCUCACGCUCCGCCAGUCCCAGAACGGGGGCAUGAUCUGGUGGAUUCUGAACAACACUUACACAUCCACUUCCACGGGAGGCUUUGACGGCGGUGGGAUGGGUGAUGGCGGUGGGUUCGGGAGCGGCAACGACACUGGCUCAUUCCCUGGUGGUGGUGGUGAUGGUGGAAACAGCAGCACGACAAUGCCAGGCGGUGGAGGCAUCGCGGGCAUCGGCGGCGGAACGGGCAUGGAUCAGUCCAUCCCAGACUACGCCGCGAACUCGGCCGUGUGCCUGGUCUUCAUCAACGCCGACUCGGGCGAGGGAGCCGACCGCACAGAGCUAUACGACACGAAGCAGGACACCCUCGUCACCACGGUUGCGGAAAACUGCAACAACACGGUAGUUGUGAUCAACACCGUUGGGCCGCGGCUUAUUGAUGCCUGGGUCGAGCAUGAGAAUAUCACCGCAAUUGUCUACGGCGGACUCCUCGGCCAGGAGAGCGUCAAUGCAAUUGCUGACGUCCUCUACGGCGACGUGAACCCCUCCGGGAAGCUGACUUACUCCAUUGCAAAGAACGAAUCGGACUAUGCGAACGGGAUCUGCACCUCGACGGACUACGCGUGCGACUUCACCGAGGGCGUGUACGUCGAUUACCGCUGGUUCGAUGCCAAGAACAUCACGCCACGGUACGAGUUCGGAUACGGACUGAGUUACACCACCUUCGACCACGGAAAAGUCGAUGUCAAGACCACCAACGCGUCAGCCUUGACCUCCAAGUACGCCACUGGCGUAUUGGGGCUGGGUGGGCAGACGGAUCUGUGGGACGAUGUCAUCCAGGUCACCACGAGUGUGAGCAACACGGGUGCCGUCGAGGGUGCUGAGGUCGCUCAGUUGUACGUGACUUUCCCGGAAGAGGCCGGACAGCCUGUCCGGGUCCUCUGCGGCUUCGAGAAGGUAAACGUCAAGCCAGGCCAGAGCGCUCCCGUCACAUUCAGCUUGAGGAGACGGGACGUAAGCUACUACGACACUGCCGCUGGGAAAUGGGCUGUUGCCAGCGGAGACUACACAUUCGCCGUCGGUUCCAGUUCAAGAGACAUCAAGGCUAGCACAAAUCUGACCCUCUAA